AUGCACAUUAACACCCGCUGGGCACCUAGACUGAUUCACGUGGUCCUGUUCGUUGUGAGAUGCUUCCUCUCAUUAGUUACCGACCCUGGCGGUGAUAUCGCAAUUGGACAUCCCCCCCCGGGACGCCUCAGCGUUGAAUCCAAGGUUCAAUUCAUUCGACAGGCAGAAGACCCCGAGACUUCGCUCGAUACUACUGCUUCUGGCACCGGCAUCCAGGCAGAGGUGGUGGCGCAGAGGGUUUGA
This is a messenger RNA of Penicillium verrucosum, 243 nucleotides long. RefSeq lists its product as uncharacterized. Bases 1 to 243 code for a protein of 80 amino acids. The transcript has a single exon. NCBI's taxonomy places the organism in Eukaryota, Fungi, Ascomycota, Eurotiomycetes, Eurotiales, Aspergillaceae. The record is from RefSeq and is a predicted model, not a curated record.